CUUGCUGAAUAUACUUGGCAGGGAAAUGGGGCUGUAUCUGUCCACGAAUUUCCUUCUCAGUGGAUAAAUUUGUGUAUGGCAUGUGGCAAAAGAUCAGCCUUUGCUGACAUGAGCUGGUUUUCUUGAGGGCAGAGCUGAGCUCAUUACAUUAGAGCUCACUCCCCGCUGAAGAAGCAGUAUGGCUUCCCUGAUAUCACCUAUGACACCUGCACUUCAGCAGAAUCCUAAAAUUAUUUGCUUUUCUGCUUUCAAGCCUACUUUGCAUCACGAUACACCUUCUUUCACUGACCGUUUCAGAAGUAACCCAGGCAGGUGUAAAGCAUUUUUCGGCAACAUUCCAGAUGAUUUAUUGGAGAACACUCUUCAACUGGACCAAUUCCCAGCUUUUCAAUCUGGGUUGGUGCAAUUUCAGAGUGUUACUGAGGAACUGUCAGAUACGCAGAAAUGGGGUCUUCUGGUUUUUGCUGGGGCGGCAUGGAUUUAUUUAACUGCAAGGCCUGGUAUUCUCAUAGGCGCCAUCGAUGCAUACCUUCUUGCUCCUCUGCAACUUGGUUUGGACAGUUUGGCUGGAAGGAGGAAUUUGAAGAGGAGUGAUUUUCUGGUUGGGGAUAAAUUGGGAGAAGGUUCUUUUGGUGUUGUCUAUUCUGGAGUGGUUGUUCCAAGGAAUGCAACUGUAGAGGAGAAGGUUCCGAAGAGGGGAACUGGAAGAGCACUACAGUUGGAUGAGAGGUUCAAAGAAAAGGUCAUACUAAAAAAGGUAAAGGUUGGAAUCACAGGGGCAGAACAAUUCGGUGAAUUUGAGGAGUGGUUUAAUUACAGGCUAUCAAGAGCAGCUCCUGAAACAUGUGCCAAGUUCCUUGGAAGUUUUGUUGCUGAUCAAACGAGUUCCCAGUUUACAAAGGGUGGAAAAUGGCUUGUUUGGAAAUUUGAGGGAGAUCGAACCCUUGGUGAUUACAUGAAAGAUCGUAACUUCCCUUUUAACUUAGAGUCUGUCAUGUUUGGGCGUGUCUUGCAAGGAGUUGAUUCUGUUAAACGAAGUGCAUUGAUCAUCAAGCAAGUAAUGCGCCAGAUUAUUACUUCACUUAAGAAAAUCCAUGAUACUGGGAUUGUUCACAGGGACGUAAAGCCAGCCAAUUUAGUGGUGACAAAGAAGGGACAGAUUAAGCUCAUAGAUUUUGGGGCGGCCACUGACCUCCGGAUUGGCAAGAACUACAUACCUGACCAAAGUCUGCUUGAUCCGGACUAUUGUCCACCAGAGCUAUUUGUGCUCCCAGAGGAGACACCAAGUCCUCCACCUGAGCCGGUUGCUGCCCUUCUUUCUCCAGUUAUAUGGCAGUUAAACAGUCCUGAUCUAUUUGAUACGUACUCUGCUGGGAUUGUUCUCCUGCAAAUGGCAAUACCAAGCUUAAGGCCUGUAUCAGGCUUAAAGAAUUUCAAUACAGAAAUAAAGAAAGCUAGAUAUGACUUGAAUAAAUGGAGGGAGAGCACUCGAUUGAGGCCUGACCUGACAAUUCUUGAACUUGACUCGGGUAGAGGGUGGGAUCUAGCUACAAAAUUGAUUUCAGAGAGAGGUUAUCUUGGAAGGGGACGUUUAUCAGCUGCUGCUGCUCUAAGGCAUCCUUAUUUCUUGUUGGGCGGUGAUCAGGCAGCUGCAGUUCUUUCAAAGUUUAGCUUAACCAAAUAGAUACCUUCCUGGUGAUGUGAGUCCAUAUUCUGCUCUCUUAAAUUUUCCAUUUUCAUUUCUUUGUUUUUAUUUUUUAUUUUUGUUGGCAUGACAUGUAAAAAAUCGGGCCUAUCAUAUACAGCACUGGAGCCUGUCUGAUGGGUGGAACGUAGUGAAUCAUCCAACACUAAAAUUUCAACUAAUUAAUGAAAUAAAAUUGUAGAUGUGCUGUUCACCAUCCA
Molecule: messenger RNA, 1905 nt
Organism: Populus euphratica (Euphrates poplar)
Lineage: Eukaryota; Viridiplantae; Streptophyta; Magnoliopsida; Malpighiales; Salicaceae
Product: serine/threonine-protein kinase STN8, chloroplastic-like
Exons: 4
Coding region: 179-1684 (501 amino acids)
Biological process (GO): protein phosphorylation
Molecular function (GO): ATP binding; protein kinase activity
Source: RefSeq, a predicted model, not a curated record